Xylaria bambusicola is the source of this 2514-nucleotide messenger RNA. Its product is annotated as DIE2/ALG10 family-domain-containing protein. The record is from RefSeq and is a predicted model, not a curated record. Gene Ontology annotation, biological process: dolichol-linked oligosaccharide biosynthetic process; protein N-linked glycosylation. Gene Ontology annotation, cellular component: endoplasmic reticulum. Gene Ontology annotation, molecular function: dolichyl pyrophosphate Glc2Man9GlcNAc2 alpha-1,2-glucosyltransferase activity. Bases 236 to 2131 code for a protein of 631 amino acids. Lineage: Eukaryota; Fungi; Ascomycota; Sordariomycetes; Xylariales; Xylariaceae. The transcript has 5 exons.
AUCCGGUAACACGGAAGCGCCCGAUCAUGUCUCGCUGUCGUCUUACUUAAUUUGGAAGUAAUUGGCUUCAAACAACCAGUGAGAGCAAACACGCAGCUGGCGUGUUAACUUCCACUGAGAUUGUUUUCUCUCACUAUUUUCACUCUUAAAAAUAAUAAUUCCAAUAUGAUAUAAAUUUUGCUCGAUCGGUUUUCUUUCUUUCCCAGCUCAGCCAGUCCCAAUCAAUGCGUCAAAGAUGAGUGACACUUUAGCCCCCAGUGAGCCAUCACUAGGGGUAUGGCUUAGACCUUUCCCGGUCUUAUUCCUCGCUGCAUAUCUAUUCACCAGGUUCUCAUCCAUGCGAGGCUUAGUCCUCGGCACAUUCAUUCCGCUCGCAUGCAUUACUCCUUUGGCGCUUUCAUGGCUGUUGGUCGUUACUGAACACGUGCCGGCGCCGUACCUGGACGAGGUCUUUCAUAUCCCCCAGGCCCAAGUCUACUGCCAGGGGAGAUAUCUCGAAUGGGAUGAUAAAAUCACAACACCCCCUGGAUUGUAUAUCUCAACAAUCGUCUUCAACAAAAUUCUACGCCUUCCAUGCACCAUUUACAACCUUCGAGGCUUCAAUGUUCUUGUCGUCUCGUUGAUUACGGUUCUCGUCCUCAUUUGCAGAGCGCGCUUAGUUCACAUCCCAGGGAAACCAGGCGCAGAUCGCGAGAUUACAAUUCGCGAAAUAGCGACGGGGAUCAAUAUCGGCCUCUUCCCAGUCCUUUUCUUCUUUUCGGGGUUGUAUUACACAGAUCCCUCAUCUACGCUUAUAGUAUUACUCGCAUAUGCGAAUCAUCUCACAAGAGUAGGCGCGAAACCGCCUUCAUUCCUGAACGAUGUGUACACUCUCGCUCUUGGCAUUGUCACAUUAGCCUUCCGACAGACCAACAUAUUCUGGGUUGUGGUCUAUAUGGGUGGAUUGGAAGUUGUCUAUGCGAUCAAGACCUUGAAACCAGCGCCUGUGGAAACACCGAAAUUCCAAACAUUGUCCGAUCAAAUCGGAUUCUAUGCAUGGAGAUACUCUCUUGGAGACGUGCACGAUGUUUCGCUAAGUCUUGCGCAGCCUAUCGAUAUUGUCCUUUGUGCAUUGAGCAUUGGAGUUGCCGCGACGUGUAAUCUUCCGACAGUGCUGCGUAGAUUUCUGUGGCCACAUGGGGUGAUCCUCGGGGCAUUCGUUGGUUUCGUCGCCUGGAAUGGCGGAGUAGUAUUAGGCGAUAAAUCCAACCACGUUGCCACUCUGCAUCUCGCGCAACUGCUCUAUAUUUGGCCUUUCUUCACGUUCUUCUCUGCGCCCCUUUUCAUUCCCCAGCUCCUAAACUCGGUAAUCACGACAUACCAAACGAUAACUUCUGAGAUCCGCCAGAAGUCCCUUUCAGGACUCCUCAGCCGCAUAUUAUCAGUCCGCCUCGUAAUCACAGUCGUGCUCAGCUGCGGUGCUCUAGUAGUGGCACUGCUCAUAGUGCGAUUCAACACAAUCAUCCAUCCUUUCACGCUAGCCGACAACAGACAUUACGUAUUCUACGUCUUCCGAUACAGCAUAUUAAGAGCAUGGUGGAUCCGCUAUGCCCUCGCGCCCGUUUACAUCGUCUGUGCCUGGCUAUGCUGGGCUGUCUUGCAAGGACCCCAGGUGCCUCUGCCCUCUCAGCAGGAUCGGAUUCAGUCGCCAUUUAUGUCGACUCAAAAGCCGCGUUCUCCUCAUUCGAAAGCAGCCCAAGACCAGAGCGUAGAUGAAGUCGACGCCGAAGCGGCAUCACCACCCACCUCCACCGUCCUAAUGCUCCUCGUUACCACCGCACUCUCCCUCAUGACAGCACCGCUCGUCGAACCACGCUACUUCAUCUUGCCAUGGGUCUUCUGGCGCCUGCUCAUCCCCACGACUUCAAUGCCCUCUCUAUCUUCCCCAUCCCAGCCGGGUAGACGCACAAAGGCGCCUAAACAAUCUCCAUCGCGCCGCAGUCAUGAGGCCUCUAUAUUAUUGUUGGAGACAGCUUGGUUCGUGCUGAUCAACGCAGCCACCGUGGACAUAUUCAUAACGCGACCGUUCUACUGGCGCGCGCCGGAUGGCACGCUGCAGGACGAAGGGCGCGUGCAGCGAUUCAUGUGGUGAGUAGAGGAAUCAAAUCAGGGGAUACAGCCGGAAAAUACCACCUGGAGUGAACUACUGCUGCUUUCUCUAGUAUAAGCAUUAUGUAGUCAAUCUUCAAAUGUGGGUUUCUUCAAUUAUGGUGAUAGAUAAAAGGGGUAACUAUAACGAACGACAUAGCUUAUGUCACUAAUUCAUAGCUGGGAGAGUCAAUAAUUACAUGAUUAUCACCCAAAUCCAUAGCAAAGUUGCAUUAAUACAAGGCAUAUUGAUUCAAAGGCUGACAUUUCAACGCCCGAGUGAUUUGGGUUUACGUAUAUGUAGAUGAUAUGUUCACAAGUUGACAUAUUUGGAAGGAAGCGGGACAGUGUCCGUUACGCAGCCCCGCCCACUUUUCACGACCAAGC